This is a messenger RNA of Pocillopora meandrina, 3749 nucleotides long. Lineage: Eukaryota; Metazoa; Cnidaria; Anthozoa; Scleractinia; Pocilloporidae. The record is from the annotation of a GenBank genome assembly.
GUUUCCAAAGACGAAAACAGUUCGGUUAACUCGAUCAGUUCCAAAUAAAUAAUUUUACUGUUGCUGCAACGACAUGGGAAACACAUCCUCCGCCGAGGAAAUUAAACUCGGAGAUAGAAUUGGAGAAGGUUCAUAUGGAGAAGUGUUCAAAGCCGUGUGGAACGGGAAGCGAGUAGCUGCCAAACGGAUUCGACCUGUCUUCUUCGAGGGGGACUAUGAUGGAAGUAUUAGAGCCGCUUUCUUGGAAAAGUUUAAGAAGGAAUGGGAGAUACUCCGCAGCAUUGAUCACGACAAUAUUGUGAAAUAUUUCACUGCCAUUGUCCCACCGUCUCCCGAGAGCCCCAUUAUUGUGACAGAGUUGCUAGAGUGCGAUUUGGCGAAACACAUUCGGAACUCAACGACUAAACCAAAGGUUCCUUUCUCAGACGUAAUCAAAAUUAUGUUGGACGUCGCGGAAGCUUUACAUUACAUUCAUACCCUUAAGGAACCGAUUGUACAUCGCGACUUAGCGAGCAAAAACGUAUUGCUGACGAAAACAUUGCAUGCAAAGAUUGCAGAUUUGGGUCAGGCGAAAGCGUUCCCUCGUGGUGCAAUGUACGCGACUGCCAUGCCGGGAACACCCGUGUAUGCCGCUCCAGAAACGUAUCCCACGGGGUUGGGAGGACUACCGAAGGGCGAUAAAGCGAGAUACACCGAGAAAAUCGACAUAUUUUCGUUCGGAGCCAUGCUGCUAGAGAUCAUUAUUGGUCAUCUGCCAGCGCAUGACUUGCCUGACCCGAUUCUUGAAGGUAAAUGCCUCCGAUUUUGCCCUUGAAAUAACAUUGUGUAUGUUUAUACGUAUCUGUAGUCAAAAUAUAAUAUUUUGAACGAGAUUUGCUUAUGUAAAAAACAUUUGGUCGGGAUGUGUUAUAUACAAUAUGCUUUCUGAACCUAUGACGUAUCUAUUGCGCGUCACGCCAUAGGUAAAUAAAACUUGCGUGACUAACCUUUGUUUACUAAAGGAUUGGCCAAUGAACAACGCAAAAAUAGAUGAUAGAGUGCAAAACGGGAGUUUUGCACGGUCUUUUUCCCAAAAUUAGCAUGUUAAGAUAAAUAAAAGACGUUUAGUUCUGAAUUACUGCGAAAAGCUCAGAUCAUCUGUUAUAAUUGUUGUUUAAAAGAUCCAUUCAUGGAAGAAAUAGGGGAAAGUUUUUAGGUAGCCUGCAGAGCAGGCAUAAUUUUGUCGAGCGAGUAUUUCCUUGAUGAAAAGUAUAGCUGCCAUCUUUUAACGGUAGCGUAAGGCUGGUUAGAGAAAGAAAUAUGUACCAAAGGGGUGAGCAACGGUCAAAAGGAAGGGGAGAGGAGUGGGUGAGGCACUACAAAUCAGUCGCCUUUCGCCGCUCUCUUCCCCCACCAUCCACUUAAAUAUAUCUAAAUCAAACAUGCCUGGUCCAACGAUCGUUAGCAUAUAACGUUGAGUCACCUUGAUAAGACGCCUGCAGGCCCUUUUUUUUGGGGGGGGGGAGGGUGCGUGUAAUGUGCACCCAAACCGUAUUUGGUGUUUUUUCGGUAAACAAAAAUUCGCAUGAACUGUUUUUGCAUUCAUGGUCAUUCAGGAUGUUUGGGAAGCUUCUUACAACUUCGCUCGAGUCUGUUCCUGUUCGUAAGUCUGGUCGAGCCUUUAUGGUCAUUGGCUCCCGUAAUAGCCGCUAACUAUAUAUGGCUAAUAAAUACAGGCGUGAAGUGUUUACAGUAAAAAUUACUGAAGUCUACGACAGUUAUGCGAAACGUGUUGGAGAAUGAACAAGUUUUACAACUACUGUUCACAGAGUGCUGCCUACAAGUUCAGCAUAAGAAAAUUACACUAGCCUGGUGCUCGUAAAAUUAAAAAAAAAUUUCGAAGCAUCAAUCGUGCAAGGUACUCGUAAUCAUGUGAUUUCCACACAUAUCGCAAUGAGGUGUACAACACGGCACGAGUCCUCCCUAGUAAAUGGGUUGGUAGAGCAGUUGACUACUGUGCGAAAGUAGACGGGUUCUUUCUUUAGAUCUACUUCGAAUUAUCUUCUUUUUAUUUCAAUCUGAAUUUAACAUGUUUCUUAUCAUGACCUUUAUUUCAGAUGGGGAAAUAGUUCCAGAGUACAUACGCCGUAGUGAAGACCUGGAGGAAAUGGGUCCCAACCAUCCCCUCCACAGCCUUGUUUUACAGUGCUUGGACAACAUUCCCGAGAAAAGGCCCAAUGCUGGAAAGAUAAUAGAAGAACUUCUGAAAUUCAGCAAAGUUGUGGAUAGAACAUUAUCCAGUAGCCCCGCUGGGGACAAAGUUGGUGCCAUGUCACACAUUCAUUAUGAUCACAAGUUCAAGCUUGUAGUACUUGGCGAGUCUGGUGUGGGUAAGACAUCUAUCGUGACCCGAUUCCUGAAUGCCAACAGCCAGCUCUCUGGGAUAACACUCCCAAGGACACUCCAGUCCGAAGAUCACUUUCAGCGAUUGCGUUUCCGUGAUAAGUCAGUCCAUCUUCACAUCGUUGAUGUGGGCGGGCACGAGUUAGCCAGAGCCUCCAGCCUAGCGCCUCAGAUUUUUCGCCGCGUUCGGGGCGCGGUCAUAGCCUUCGACCUCCUCUCUGAGAUGUCUUUCUUGGAAGUACCGAAUUGGGUGAAGGUUGUCAGGGAGAAGUGCGGGGAAGAGCUUCCUAUUGUUCUAGUUGGAAACAAAGAUGACGAGUUGGAGAGAUGGGUUGAUUCGCGGAGAGUGGAGGAAUUCGCCAGAAGAGAGAAUCUAUUUUACAUAGAGUCGAGUGCCAAAUCUGGAAAGAACAUCGAUGAAAUAUUCUCUGUUCUCAUGGACUUAAUGAUCGAAAGCGAAAACCAAAAGGAAGGUGAAUCUAAGACAAGCGAUCUAGUCGCUUCCUUACAAACAAGCCUCUCUGACAGGAUCACCAGCCAGGAGAAGUCCCCCAUUGCUGAACGCCUCCUUACUUCUCGUCAUCACGCCCUCGAUCCGGGAGUCAUAGAACUCAAGGAAGAAAAGGGAAACAAAGGGACAAUGGAGCAAGACGGGGGCGGCAGGAAAAACAAAUCAUGGUGUUGUUUGUUGAACUAAAGUGAGAAAGGACGAUGUUAGAAACGGAUGAACAUUAGAUUCACCGGCUUGAAAUACUCAAGGGUUACAAGAUGGCGAUGAUUUUUGUUAAUAUUCACAGUCACUUUCCUUACCGUAUAUAUCGCUGUAUUAUGUGUUAUAAUGAAGACAUUAUUGUGGGUUUUUCCUUCCGAUAAGUGAAAAUCAGUUUACAUUGUCUCUGAUAAUAUGUCAAUGUUAAAUAAGAAACUUUUAGAGAUUUGAACUUUCCGGGUUGUGCCAAGUGACGAAAGUUUAUACCCUAGGUGCCCAUGCUAACCAGAAAGAAAUGGACUUUUUGCUGAGCCAUAUGGCGAAAUUCUUAUAACUUUUUCGCUGAUGACUUUAUUAUGAACUCCUUCCUCCCGUGGACUUGCUCUUCUUAAGCGCCUUUUCCUCCUCGCUUUUUGCUGUUCAUGUGCAUCGGGAAUAAUAUUUGAGGAUAAAUAUUACACUUAAAAUGUUAUACGUGGAAAACAACAUUGAUUGGCGUUCAUUAUAUGUUAUUGAACUACAGUUGUGUGUUGAACGUAGAGUAAUAUAAACUUCUAAUUUUGAUUAUGGUCCUUAGACGUGAAAGCAUUGAUAAAACUAAUAUAUUAAUGAUUGCAGAGCUGUUACGAGUUUAGUAAACAUCACGAUAAAAAGCGGC